Striga asiatica is the source of this 981-nucleotide messenger RNA. NCBI's taxonomy places the organism in Eukaryota, Viridiplantae, Streptophyta, Magnoliopsida, Lamiales, Orobanchaceae. The record is from the annotation of a GenBank genome assembly.
UUUUUUUUUUUUUUUUUUUUCUCACCGCACACAAUCAAACACAGAAGAAAGAAGAUGUUAGCCAUGUCAGUUCAACCAAGCAUCAAGACCACCUCGCCAUACCCCUUUUCCAACGUUCCCAAGCAAAUCUAUUGUUCGAACUUCAAAUCCGUAGCUUUUCCGAAACAGAAGCCUUUUGAUUUGGGUACAUUAUCCAAUCCCGACCUCAAAUCCAAACACGCGAUUGGAAGAAUUCGGAAAAAGCAGUCUGCGUCGGCCGCCGCGGAAUUAGCUCCACUGGAAACAACUUCAGAAAAUUCCGACACUGAACUUGCCGAGGAACCUCAGUUUAUUUUGUUGUAUGAUUUAUACAUGGAAAAUGCCUGCUUUGGUAUGCGAUUGCUGAUUAGCUGCUUUUUCUGGCCGUUUACUAUGGUGGAAGAAGAAGAGGUGAAAUCAUUUCCAAAACCAAGGAUAGUGCUCAAGUUCAUAUGGAUGGACAAGAACAUCGGGCUUGGGCUGGACCAGUUAAUACCGGGCUACGGCACAGUUCCCAUGAGCCCGUACUUCUUCUGGCCCAGAAAAGAUGCAUGGGAGGAGCUUAAGACUGCACUGGAGAGCAAGCCAUGGAUAUCCCAGAAGAAGAUGAUCAUACUUCUUAAUCAGGCCACUGAUAUUAUCAACCUCUGGCAACAAAGUGGGGGCAAUUUGUCAUAAAUCAUUUGUAACCUAGUAAAAAAACAUGCGACAUUUUCUUGUUUUGGCUUUGUUGUAAUGUUGGAUUUGGGCUCUUGAUUUGGAUUAAAAAUGUCAUACACUUUCAAACACUGAGUCAUGUCUUUGAGUUUUGAGAUUAUAUUGGAUUUUUUUUUUUUUUUCCCNUCCCUGUAAAUGGAUGGGACAUCUAGAGUAGUUUGUGUCUGUCUGUGCUUGUCCAAGUCUUAAAUCUUCAAUGAAAGUGUUCGGUGAGUAUUUAGUGAGCUUAUAAGCUUCUUAUAUUCA